AACAUACCUCACGAGGAGAGGUAAGUGAAUGUACCCGAUAAAUCCUCUCCUAACCUGAAUCCGAAGUACGGUUAGACCAUACCUUUAUCCAGUCGGAGCCUCCUUACGGGUUUUUGCCCGCGUCAGCCACCCGCCAAAUAUAUAGUUACGACUGAGCAGUGCAGUGAAAUCCCGAACAUGGAGUCGUUACCGUACGCCGACGUCGAUUUCAGCUUGAGAGCUCUGGCCGGUCGGGCAGAGGGUUUCGGCCGCUUUGCCAUCGGCGGCCUCCACGGACCACUCUAUUACGUCACUACUUUGGCCGAUGAUGGGCCAGGUUCACUUCGGGAAGGAUGUCGCAAGAAAGAACCACUGUGGAUUGUGUUUGAAAUUUCAGGCACAAUUCAUCUGUCAUCUUACUUGAAUGUGUCAUCUUAUAAGACAAUUGAUGGUCGUGGCCAGCGGAUAAAACUCAUGGAUAAAGGCUUAAGACUGAAGGACUGCGAACACAUAAUUAUAUGCAACCUGGAGUUUGAAGGUGGUAGAGGGCAUGAUGUUGACGGCAUUCAAAUCAAACCAAAUUCUAGGCACAUAUGGAUAGACCGUUGUAGCCUGCGUGAUUAUGAUGAUGGACUUAUAGAUAUAACACGACAAAGCACAGAUAUUACAGUUUCUAGGUGUAACUUUACACAACAUGACAAGACAAUGCUCAUCGGAGCAGACCCCUCUCACAUUGGCGACAGAUGCAUAAGAGUGACCAUUCACCAUUGUUUCUUCAAUGGUACACGUCAAAGACACCCUCGUGUUAGAUUUGGAAAAGUUCAUCUGUACAACAAUUACACCAGAAAUUGGGGCAUAUACGCCAUCUGUGCUAGUGUAGAGUCACAGAUAUACUCUCAAUGCAACAUCUAUGAAGCAGGACAGAAGAAGAAAACUUUUGAAUAUUACACAGAAAAGGCAGCAGAUAAGGAAGUGGCAAAGUCUGGCUUGAUAAGGUCUGAAGGGGACCUGUUCCUGACUGGAGCCCGAGCACACUUGUUAACAGGGACUGGUGAAGAAUGCAUGUUCCAUCCCAGUGAAUAUUAUCCAACAUGGACAGUUGAAGCUGCCUCCGAUUCUCUCAGAACUAUUCUCCAGAUCUGUACAGGUUGGCAAUCCAUACCAAGACCAGCAGAGCAGAUAAUGGUUGCAUAGCACUCGAACAAUAACACCUCCUGGACGUACAUGUUCUACAAUGUAAAUCUCUCAGCUCAUAAUUGUCCUGCAGACUUGGAAAGGUUAGAUGCAGACGUUAUCAUGUCAACAAAUGAUGAAUUUAUACCAUCAGAAGCGGUGAAAACAAAAUAAAAAAUAUCAGGCCCAUCUGGUGUUCGAAACACAGCCUUGAUUUCUGCCAUUAAAAAAAUAAUAAUAAAUAAAUAAAAUAAAAUAAAUUAUUACGUGAUGGCAGAAAUCAGGGUGUUGUUUGGGACACCAGAUGGACAUUUUUUAAUUGUGUUCUCACUGUUUCUGAUGGUAUAAAUUCGUUCUUUUGAUAUUAGGAUCUCACGGCUCCAACAUUAUGCUGCUGAUAUUAAUAUUAUUAUCUCAUAUGAUCUAUAUUAUGAGAUUCAGAGCUUUCUUGAUGGUUAUCAAUUGUGGCAUUCUAUAUUUUUGUCUCUCCAGUUUCUUAAUAUAUAAAAUUGAUUAUUUUCUUCUUUUCA
Messenger RNA from Cornus florida, 1682 nucleotides. Its product is annotated as probable pectate lyase 4. Gene Ontology annotation, molecular function: pectate lyase activity. Lineage: Eukaryota; Viridiplantae; Streptophyta; Magnoliopsida; Cornales; Cornaceae. The transcript is spliced from 5 exons. The record is from RefSeq and is a predicted model, not a curated record. Bases 178 to 1173 code for a protein of 331 amino acids.